AUGUAAGUAAAGAGCAAACUGAAUGCUAAUAAUAGACACAAACAGAUGAAAUUUGAAUUGAGAGACUUCAAAGAAAGCGCCUAUCUAAAUAAUACAGAUCAAUAUAUCAAGAGGAAUCAAGUUUUUCAUACUUGUAAAAUAAUAAGUGUUGAUGAUGAAAGCGAAUUUCUUGCACUUUCUAUUGAAGAUGGGUCUUCAGAUACCUUCACAACAUAAAAUUAAUCUCAUAAGCCUCCUAAUACCAAAGGCAAAAAAUUUAGAGAAUUGAAAUCAAAUUAUCAAAUCAGUUUAAGAUUAAAUCAGAAGCAUAAGGAUUAAAUGCAAAACAAUCAAAAUUAAGUAAGCUAAAAAAAUUAUAACAAAACUUCACAAAGCCUAAUUAAGUAAAAGAGAGCAGAGAAGCAAACUGCAAAGUCCCAGAACAAAUAAUUGAAACUGGGAGGCUUGACAGAUUCUAAUAGUUCACCUAUUAUAAUUUAAAGGUAAAGUGUAGAAGUUAUCAGAAUAUCAAGCACAUAGCAAAUUUAAGGAGAUGAGGAAGACAAAUUUUUAUAGAACGCGAAAGAUAGAGAUACAUUUGACGCAGAUUAGGAUUAAUUUAGACUAACGGAAAAUGAAAGUCUGAUAUCUAUGGAAGUAACGAAUCAAUAAAACAAAUGA
Stylonychia lemnae is the source of this 660-nucleotide messenger RNA. Lineage: Eukaryota; Ciliophora; Spirotrichea; Sporadotrichida; Oxytrichidae. The record is from the annotation of a GenBank genome assembly.